UGACACAAAGCCUCUUGUCACCGUCAACAGACCCCAAGCGCGUUUAAAGCCGUCGAGCCCCAGGCAAAACACUCCCAAGCACCCAAAAGGCAUCGCAGCCCCUCUUCUUUCUCUCUUCUUUCAUUCUCUCCUCAACAACCCCCCCGCCAACGACUUUUCGCGUCCCCCACCAAGACAGCAAAAGCAAAACACCUCAAGAAGAGACCGUCAGUCGCCUUUCGCAGCCGCCGGUCAGCCUCUCGUCAACUCCUCUUCCUUUUUUCCCACGAGACACCCCGGAACAUCCGAGUUUAUGUCCAUCGAAAAUCUCAAGACCUUCGACCCCUUCGCCGAAGCCGACGACGACACCGGUGAUAUCAAGAAGGUCGAGAACCAUAUCCAUAUUCGCAUCCAACAGCGAAAUGGUCGCAAGUCUUUGACCACGGUCACUGGUCUUCCUGCUAAAUUCGACCCCGGCAAGAUUCUCACCUUCUUCAGGAAGGAAUUUGCUUGCAAUGGCAACAAGGUCAAUGAUGAAAAGGCCGGCGAGGUGAUCCAGCUCCAGGGCGACCAACGCAAGAAGGUCCUGGAUUUCCUCGUUGACAAGAAGGCCGGUCUCGGUCUCAACCCCGAUAACAUCACCGUUCACGGUGCCUAAGUUGUCCUCUUCGCGCCGCCGCCCCCGCCGCCCCUCCAGCGACUUGGCUUCACAGCAUGCUGGUGAUGAGCGUAUCGGAACGGGGCUGUUUGGACAGCCUGUGGACUUCAUACUGAUGCCUACCGCACACUCCACCUUACCGAAAUCGCUGUGCGCGCCCGAUCUUAUCGGGAGGCACCCGGAGCGCUUUCACCCAGUAUCGGCCCUCUCCCCGGUAUAAUUCAUCGGUGUGCGUGUAGCAACGUUGCCUGAAGGGUCUGGCCGGCCGGACGCCAUAAAGAGGAUGCGACAGGGAGAGUAAUAGUCUUAUUGGCCUUGUUUGCGCCACCUACUUCUGCCGCGCUGCGGCGCAGCAGUUUGAAUUAGCAACGCUUCUCUUGUUCUUGACUUGUCGACGCAAUCGUCUGGGCUAUGGGUUCAACCUGUCAGUCGAUGGAUGAUGUAUCUUCAAACUGGCUGUUUAUUUAUUACAACAUUCGGGGCUUGCAUUCGGAUGGGCUUUGCCGUAGUCUAGGGCAAAUAGAGAUUAUAAUGCUAAAG
This is a messenger RNA of Trichoderma reesei QM6a, 1177 nucleotides long. RefSeq lists its product as uncharacterized. The transcript has 4 exons. Lineage: Eukaryota; Fungi; Ascomycota; Sordariomycetes; Hypocreales; Hypocreaceae. Gene Ontology annotation, biological process: translational initiation. Gene Ontology annotation, cellular component: eukaryotic 43S preinitiation complex. The coding region runs from base 293 to 637 and encodes 114 amino acids. Gene Ontology annotation, molecular function: ribosomal small subunit binding; translation initiation factor activity; RNA binding. The record is from RefSeq and is a predicted model, not a curated record.